CAGCUGUACUUAGAUAGAGUGUUCCCUUUCCAUGGAACAUAAGCACCUUCUUAUCCUUACAUUCUCAAUCCUCCGUCCCCUGUAACCAUGCCCUCCGAGAUCACUUCAAAACACAAAUGCAUGGGUAUUGGGUGUGACAAUGUCUGCAGCACCCUACAAUGCCCCACCUGUCUCAAGCAGGGAAUCCACGGCAGCUUUUUCUGCUCACAGGAUUGUUUCAAGAAGAACUGGAACACCCACAAAACCCUACACGGAACCACAACUCUCUACAACCCCUUCCCCUCAUACCCAUUCACCGGCCCCCUCCGCCCCGUCUACCCCUCUCCAACCCCCGCCCCGUGCCCCCAUCCAUCCACCCCCCAGACUACUGGCAAACUGGAAUCCCCCUCAACCCGGCUCCCCUCUUCGACCGCCGGGUCAAAUUCACCAUCCUCGACCAAGCCGGCCAAAAUGCCAUGCGAAAAGUAUGUCGUCUCGCCCGAGAAGUCCUCGACAUCGCAGCCGCUGCUAUCCGACCCGGCAUAACAACCGAUUACAUUGAUGAGAUUGUGCACAAGGCGUGUUUGGAACGUGAUUCCUACCCCUCCCCCCUAAACUACAACCACUUCCCCAAAUCAGUCUGCACAUCCCUCAACGAAGUAAUCUGCCACGGCAUUCCCGACCAACGCCCCCUUCGCUCCGGCGACAUCCUCAACAUCGACGUCACCCUCUACCACGGGGGCUACCACGGCGACGUGAACGAAACCUACUACGUUGGUGCUGCAACCACAAACCCCGAGUCCGUCCGAGUGGUCGAAACCGCGCGCGAGUGCUUGCAAAAAGCCAUCCAGCUGGUCAAACCAGGCACGUUGUUCCGGGCCUACGGGGAGGUUAUUGAAGCGCAUGCCAGGAGUAAAGGGUGUAGUGUCAUCCGGGCGUUUUGUGGCCACGGCAUUCAUCAGGUGUUUCAUUGUUUGCCGAAUGUGCCGCAUUAUUCGGGGAAUAAGGCCGUGGGGAGGGCGGAGGAGGGAAUGUGUUUUACUAUUGAGCCGAUGGUGGCGAUUGGGGAUUGGAGAGAGAGGGUUUGGCCCGAUGGGUGGACGGCGGUUACGGGGGAUGGGGGGGUGACGGCGCAGUUUGAACAUACCCUUCUUGUAACGAAGGAUGGAGUCGAGGUUUUGACGGCCAGAUUGCCGGGUUCGCCUGGGGGACCUGUUACAUGCCCUGUAUCUGUGUCUCCUCCGAAUGUAUAAUCACACACUAUACACACACACCAUAAAUAGACAGUAUCUACUCAAAGAACAACCCCGCCCCCCAUCCCCAUCCCAAAAAGAGAGGAACUAAG
Molecule: messenger RNA, 1324 nt
Organism: Aspergillus sclerotioniger CBS 115572
Lineage: Eukaryota; Fungi; Ascomycota; Eurotiomycetes; Eurotiales; Aspergillaceae
Product: methionine aminopeptidase
Exons: 5
Coding region: 159-1232 (357 amino acids)
Biological process (GO): proteolysis
Molecular function (GO): metalloaminopeptidase activity
Source: RefSeq, a predicted model, not a curated record